Dufourea novaeangliae is the source of this 985-nucleotide messenger RNA. RefSeq names its product ras-related protein Rab-7a (gene Rab7). Gene Ontology annotation, molecular function: GTPase activity; GTP binding. The record is from RefSeq and is a predicted model, not a curated record. The transcript has 6 exons. Gene Ontology annotation, cellular component: late endosome; lysosome; phagocytic vesicle. Gene Ontology annotation, biological process: phagosome-lysosome fusion; endosome to lysosome transport. Lineage: Eukaryota; Metazoa; Arthropoda; Insecta; Hymenoptera; Halictidae. The coding region runs from base 69 to 692 and encodes 207 amino acids.
UUUUCUUUGUGUGAAGUGCUGAUACAGGAAAAUUUCCCUCACUGUUUUCUACCAAAAUCAAGUCCACAAUGGCUUCUCGUAAGAAAGUAUUGCUUAAGGUUAUUAUUCUGGGAGAUUCUGGAGUUGGUAAAACCUCUCUGAUGAAUCAAUAUGUAAACAAGAAAUUUAGCAAUCAAUAUAAAGCUACCAUAGGAGCCGAUUUUCUGACCAAAGAAGUUAUGGUAGAUGAUAGGAUAGUUACUUUGCAGAUUUGGGAUACAGCAGGUCAAGAAAGGUUUCAGUCUUUAGGUGUAGCUUUUUAUAGAGGCGCUGACUGUUGUGUUCUUGUGUUUGAUGUUUCUGCACCAAGUAGCUUCAAAUCAUUAGAUUCAUGGAGGGAUGAAUUCUUAAUUCAGUCUUCUCCUCGAGAUCCAGACAACUUUCCCUUUGUUGUACUUGGGAAUAAAGUUGAUUUAGAAUCCAAAUCGGUUUCUAGUAAGAGAGCACAACAAUGGUGUCAGUCUAAAAAUAAUAUUCCAUACUUUGAAACAAGUGCUAAAGAGGCCAUUAAUGUUGAACAAGCCUUUCAGACGAUAGCAAAGAAUGCUCUAGCUCAGGAAAGUGAAGUGGAAUUGUAUAAUGAAUUCCCAGACCAAAUUAAACUGACCAAUGACCAAAGAAACAAUGGCAAGGGUGAUUCAUGUGCCUGCUAGGUCUUGGAAUAAUGAGAACUUUGGACAAGCACAUAGAUGUACAGAAAAAUUACGAGCUGGUCGAAUUAAUUCGCUGAUAUGUCCGUGUCACGGAGAAUUAUCGUGCGAUGACCUGAAGGAAAAAAAGUAUAAGACUAUCCCUAUUGUGGUUCGAUGUCUAUAUUGUUAUUGAGACGAGUGUCUGUUAAGAUAGGUAGCAAAUCUAGCAACCCUGUAUGAAGUAGUGUAUAAGACUAAAAAAUAUAACUGAAUUAGCACGAAUUUAGCGAAAUGUGAAAAAUAAUAUAGGAAAU